This is a messenger RNA of Drosophila persimilis, 2699 nucleotides long. RefSeq names its product zinc finger protein 91 (gene zf30C). The record is from RefSeq and is a predicted model, not a curated record. Gene Ontology annotation, molecular function: DNA-binding transcription factor activity, RNA polymerase II-specific; RNA polymerase II transcription regulatory region sequence-specific DNA binding. Lineage: Eukaryota; Metazoa; Arthropoda; Insecta; Diptera; Drosophilidae. Bases 256 to 2643 code for a protein of 795 amino acids. Gene Ontology annotation, cellular component: nucleus. The transcript is spliced from 3 exons. Gene Ontology annotation, biological process: regulation of transcription by RNA polymerase II.
AAAGUGUACUUGCAAGGUGUUAAUUUUUUUCCCAGUGCUGACCCGCGAAACAGCAACAAACAAUAAGAGCCCCCGAUUCAGUGUGCGGUAAAAUGCAGCAGGAUAGCAUCCUUUGGAGAUAUUUGAGUGUAGCCCAAGCCAGUGACGACGAGAGGGUCUGACCCCCGCAGCAGCAGCAGCAGAAGCGGUGGCGGCGGUGUCUGUGAGAGGGUGUACCCGAAAGGAGACUCCAAUCGAGAAGUGAAGAGCCAAGAAAUGGCUGCAGAACCGAUAGCCAGCGGCAGCGGAGGAGUAGCCCAGAAAAUGCUGGUGGAGAUCACCACAGACGGAGUGCCCAAGCUCCACUGUCCCGUAUGCAACAAGGCACUGAUCUCUCUGGCCGGCUAUGUGAAGCAUGUGAAGAAGCACCAGCCGCCGGGUGGCUUCCAGUGCCGCCAGUGCGACGUCCGCUACUGCCACGAGGAGGAACUGUCGCAGCACGUGAAGACCGAGCAUGCCUCCACAGCGGAAGACGAACGGAACAGAUUUGUGUGCGACAAGUGCGGGACAGACUACAAGUAUCUGGAGGCGUACAAGCGCCACUGCAAGACAAAGUGCCAGCAAGCCAUCGAUCCUGAUGAGACGACUCCCAAGGAGAGUCUUCCCACUAAAGAAUCCACGGCUGCAGCCGGGGUGCGCCCAGUGGAGUGCAAGUGCUGUUCCACCCGUUUCUCCUGCUCCUCCAACCUCGCCAAGCAUCGACGCAGUCGCCCAGAGACCUGCGGAAAACUUGAACACAGUCCUGGCCCUUCGGAUCAGAAGAAGGAUAAGGAACGCAUCAGACAACGAACAAAGUUAAAGGCAGGCUCGUCCGACGAGGAGGAGGAUGCGACUGCAUCGGACAGCGACGAUGACAUUCCCCUGGCCAGCAGAAUCAAGACAAAGGCGGUGCCGGCACCGCCGCAGCUGAAGGAGGAGAACAUGAGCGACCAGCAGUCCUCGGACUCUGGCGACGAGUGCCCCGACUUUGAGCCAAACAACAGCGACGAUGAGGCGGACGCCUCACAGUUCCAGCUGCCUGCCCCGGCCAUGGUCAAGGUGGAGGCCUUCGACGAGGAUUUCGAGUACCAGGACGCCAGUCUGUUUGUGAAGACGGAGAGCGCAGACAUUUUCAGCAGCGAGAAGGACAAGCUGCUGGAUGUCCUGCUCAGCACGGACGAGGGCGAUGGCCUGAAGCCCUUCGAGAGCCUCAAGGUGGAGCAUGGCGGCGGAAUAUUGGACGAGAUAGCGGCUGUGCCGCUGGGAGAGCAGACCGAGACGGCGGAGACAGAGGAAGAUGUCCUGUCGCUGAGGCACAACUACGAGGAGAAGAAAAAACGGGCCAAGGACUCGACGGGCAAGCGGAAAUACCGCAAACGAGGCACCGUCAGAUCCCCCACACCCGAGGAGGCGCCGAGCACACCGAAGCGUGUGUCCAAGAUCACCAAAAAAGAACUGAAGGAGCGGCUGAAGAUGAUCAACAAGAUGGAGAAGACCUGGAAGUGUCCGCACUGUGUCAAGAUCUACCACAUACGCAAGCCCUACGAGAAGCAUCUGCGGGACGACCACAAGCUCACCGAGCAGGAUAUCAAGGACAUCUUCAAGGACGUUGACGUCCAUGCGAAGCUGGACGAGGAGGUGUUCAAGUGCCCCAUCUGCAGCAAGAUCUAUCUUGUGGAAAAGCGCCUCGAGACGCACCUAAAGGUCCAUGGGGAGGAUGGUAGUCUGAUCUUCAAGUGUCCCUGCUACUGCAAUCUGUUCUUCGCCAGCAAGGAGCUGGCGACGGAGCACGCCCACCAGCAGCACAAGGAGCUGCUGUACUGCGAGAAGUGCGACAAGUACAUGACCGGCCACGACAGCCUCAAGAACCACGAGAAGAACUUCCACUCGAAGAAGGAGCCGCGCAACCUGCCCCGCAACCUCAUCUGCGACAAAUGCGGCAAGAAGUUCACGGGCCGCACCUCCCUCUCGGACCACGUGCGCUCCGACUGUGGACGGCUGCCACUCUACCAGUGCAGCGUCUGCGGCAAGCGGCUCUCCACGGCGGGCAUCCUCAAGACGCACCUGCUGCUCCACCAGUCGGAGACGCCCUACCAGUGCGACAAGUGCGGGAAGACGUUUAAGGUUAAGGCCCAGUACAAGUCGCAUCUGAAGACGAGGCACACGGAGUACAAGCCGUACAAAUGCCACCUCUGCCCCAAGGAGUACCCCUACAGGGAGAGCCUGCUCACCCACAUGACGGUGCAUACGGGCAUCAAGCGCUUCCUGUGCAACAACUGCGGCAAGCGCUUCACGUGCAUCUCCAACCUGCAGGCCCACCGCAAGGUGCACGCCGACACCUGCGGCCAGCUGCCGCUGAACGCCAAGGCCACCCAGUACAUGGGCGUGCAGCGGGGCAAGCUGCUGAUGGGCGCCAAGCCCGAGGCUGGCAUGGAGUACGAGGAGACAAAGACUUUGAUUGCCCAGGACGUGAUCGACAAGGACAUGCCCAUGGCCCAGGAGCUGAACUUCCCCUCCGAUGGCACGGCGCCGCUGGCCACGGUGCCCCUUAACUACGCCUCCACGCACCUGGUCCCCCACAUCGUGCUCCAGACCAUGCAGGCCGAGGCCCGGCGGAUGGAUUAGCAUAGGACUUUGUAGAUUAGACACAACACUCAAUAAAGAUGCUUUUGUAACCGAUA